AUGACUGGAUUUGGUUCUCCCUGUGGAGCUUGCAAAUUUUUGAGAAGGAAAUGUGUAAGGGGUUGUGUUUUUGCUCCUUACUUUUGUCAUGAACAAGGAGCUACGCAUUUCGCUGCAAUUCACAAAGUUUUCGGUGCAAGCAAUGUUUCGAAACUUCUCACUCAUCUUCCGUUAGGUGACCGCUGUGAAGCUGCCGUUACAAUUUCAUAUGAAGCUCAAGCUAGAAUCCAAGAUCCUGUUUAUGGAUGUGUUUCUCACAUCUUCGCUCUGCAACAACAGGUUGUGAGCUUGCAAGCACAGAUAGCAACACUAAGAGCACAACAAGCAGCUCAAGGUUUUGUUAAUGGUGGAAAUAUUAAUACUUCAACAAAUGAUCAUAUUCAUCAACAAGACAAUCACAACAAAUUGUUUUACGGAGAUUUUCCUACUACAUAUCCACAAAAUAUUCAAGCUUUGAAUAUGCAGUUAAACGAAUCGAAGGUAUUAUCGGAACAGUUAUAUCAAAACAAUAGUUCCAUGAAUGAUAGUAACAAUACCACAACCACUGAUGAAAACAUGUUUUAUUAUGAAAAUGGAGUAGUGAAUAUGGAAGAUUCACCAAGUAACCACAUGAGUCAUGAAUAUCAUGCUCAAUCUUCUACACCACCCGAAGAAACUGUUCAUCAGUUCUUGACUAGUACAAGUUUUGAUGACCAGUACUCAUCUGAUGAACAUCAUCGACAUGCAGCAAUGGCUUCUCAAUAUCUCGAUGACAUGCAAAUGACUGCAAGGAAGUGGACAUUCCAAGACACUGAUCAAGUCGACCUUCAAUCGAUGGCUUGCGCUUAUUUCCAACACUCGUAAUAAAAUAUAAGAACACUGGCGGCGGCAAUAGAUGAAAGUGAAACACCGUUUCAGCCGGAU
Messenger RNA from Papaver somniferum (opium poppy), 903 nucleotides. Its product is annotated as LOB domain-containing protein 29-like. Gene Ontology annotation, cellular component: nucleus. The record is from RefSeq and is a predicted model, not a curated record. Gene Ontology annotation, biological process: positive regulation of DNA-templated transcription; hormone-mediated signaling pathway. The transcript has 2 exons. The coding region runs from base 1 to 843 and encodes 280 amino acids. Lineage: Eukaryota; Viridiplantae; Streptophyta; Magnoliopsida; Ranunculales; Papaveraceae.